AUGGUCUCCCACUCAUCCCUCCCAUCCUCUCGCGAGGUGGACGUGACCGACGUCGUCGCUGCCCUUCCCUCCCUUCCUGCUGUGGCCCGCACGCCAUCGAUGCACCCCCAUGGCCCCCUCGCCCCAUCGUCAUCAACCGGCUCGUCGACGGCCAGCUCAUCCCCGACGCACAGCAAGCUUCAGCUCUCCGGCGACUCAGAGAAGGGUGCAGAGAUCGGUCCCUGGGAGGGCUACCUCGACGACCCGCUACCGGAAAAGACCCAGGGACAUCUCUUCCGCAACGCGCGCUUCCAGAUCAUGUCUCUCUAUCGUCGUCUCUUUGGCGUCGUCUUCACCGUCAACAUGGCCCUGUUUAUUGUGGCCUGCGUGCGCAGGGCGGAUGCAAUGUACCUCGGUCAAGUCGCCAUAGCGAACUUCUUCGUGGCCAUUCUCAUGCGCCAGGACUACAUCAUCAACGCGUUCUUCGCAGUCGCCUGCCUUGCGCCACAAUCCUGGCCGCUGUGGAUCCGGCGGAUCCUCGGUCGAGUCUACUGCAUCGGAGGCAUUCACUCGGGGGCGGCAGUGAGCGGGACAAUUUGGUUGGUUCUAUUCACGGCCCAAGGUACUCGUCAAUUUCUGCACCAAGAUCAUAUCUCUAUCCCUACCUUGGUGUUUGCCUACACCAUAAUCGCUCUUCUCGUGGGGAUGAUCGUCUUCGCUUACCCUCAAGCUCGCAUUCGCCAUCACAACACUUUCGAGACGGUCCACCGCUUCUGUGGCUGGACUGCGAUUGCGCUCGUAUGGUGCCUUGUUAUCUUCCUUCUCAACGAUUACCGUGUUCCUGGACAGACUCUGGGACGCACGGUCGUGGGAGCCGCGCCGUUCUGGCUUGUGCUCGUUAUGACAUGGUCCAUCAUCCUCCCCUGGCUCCGGCUCCGGAAGGUCGUCGUCCGCUCCGAGGUCCUCUCGAACCACUGCGUGCGCCUCCACUUCGACUACACGAACACCCACCCAGGCCACUUCGUCCGCCUCUCCACCGCCCCGCUCACCGAGUGGCACUCCUUCGCGACGAUCUCCGUCCCCGGCACCCCCGGCUUCUCCACCGUCGUCUCCCGUGCGGGCGACUGGACGUCGACGUGCAUCGCGGCGGAGCCGACGCGGCUCUGGGUCCGCGGCGUCCCGUGCUACGGCGUCGUGCGCGUCACGCCCCUCUUCCGCCGCGUGUUGCUCGUCGCGACGGGGAGCGGGAUCGGGCCGAUCGCGCCCGUCGUGUACGCGCAGCGGACGCAGCUCAGGCUGCUGUGGAGCGCGCCGAGCCCGAGGGAGACGUUCGGGGACGCGCUCGUCGACUCGCUCGUCGCGGCGGACCCGGGCGCGGUGAUCUACGACACGCGCAAGCACGGGAAACCGGACAUGGUGAAGCUCACGUACCGGAUGGUGCGGGACUUUGACGCGGAGGCGGUGGUGAUCAUCUCGAACGAGCCGCUGACGAAGAAGGUGGUGUACGGGAUGAUGAGCAGAGGCAUCCCGGCGUUUGGGGCUAUCUGGGACUCGUGA
Molecule: messenger RNA, 1536 nt
Organism: Epithele typhae
Lineage: Eukaryota; Fungi; Basidiomycota; Agaricomycetes; Polyporales; Epitheliaceae
Exons: 7
Coding region: 1-1536 (511 amino acids)
Source: RefSeq, a predicted model, not a curated record